AGUAAGUAUCUACUAUUGUUAUUUCCACACCAGUUAUCACCACCUACAAGGAACCCAUCUCUGGUUGGAUCGAUAACAUGUAUGGCCCUUGCGGCAUAAUUGUUGGCAUCGGUUCCGGUGUGUUGCGCGUCUUCAGCGGGAAGGUCGACAACAAAGCCAAUAUAGUGCCAGUGGAUUUGUCGGUAAAUGCGUUGCUGGCCAGUGCUUGGGAUAUAGCGCGCAAUACCUAUGAUACACCACCCAUCUACAACUAUGUGCCAGAUGCCGACAACAUGGUCACCUGGAAGGAGUAUAUGGAAUAUGGCUUCGAAUAUGGCUGCAAUAUACCGAUGCGCAAGUCAAUUUGGUAUCCACGUUUCACAAUUGUUCCCUGGCGUUGGCAAUUUGUGAUUUUGUCCUUUUUAUAUCACACAGUGCCAGCCAUGUUCAUGGAUCUGUCCAUGAUUGUCGUGGGCAAGAAGCCUAGAAUGUUGAAAAUAUAUCGGAAAAUACAUAAAUUCUGCUCUGUGAUGGAAUAUUUCAGUUCAAAUGAUUUCAAAUUCGAUAAUGAUAAUGUGCGUGCGUUGUCGGAGAAACUCGAAGGUGCAGAUAAACAGAUAUUUGGCUUUGAUAUGCGUCAUCUCGAUUGGAAGGAAUUGUUCCGGGUCAGCUUAGUGGGAUUACGUCUUUAUGUUGUGAAGGAUGACCCCCGAAGUGUGCCAGAGUCGAUAAAGCGUCAUGAGCGUCUCAAAGUGCUGCAUUACACAACGCUCUUCAUUAUCUAUUCACUGGUGUUAGCGCUGUUUUAUAAAAUAUUCAGCUUUUUUUAUUUUUAGUACUCCAUACAUGUAUGUAGUUUAUAAAUUUUUCAGAAUAAAAAAGUUUUAAAAUGUUUACACAGUGUACAAACUACAAACCGAACCGAAUAUAAAAAAAAUUAAUUUUAUACCAAAAGUUUCUAUUAAAAAAUAUGCAAGUGAGAACAAAACAUUCCUACAUGUGUAAGUAGUAACAACAAUGCAAUUUUUAUACCAACUUAGUUUAGAUAUUUUUUGUAAUAUGCUAAUUGU
Messenger RNA from Rhagoletis zephyria (snowberry fruit fly), 1049 nucleotides. Its product is annotated as putative fatty acyl-CoA reductase CG5065. The record is from RefSeq and is a predicted model, not a curated record. Lineage: Eukaryota; Metazoa; Arthropoda; Insecta; Diptera; Tephritidae. Gene Ontology annotation, molecular function: alcohol-forming very long-chain fatty acyl-CoA reductase (NADP+) activity. Gene Ontology annotation, biological process: long-chain fatty-acyl-CoA metabolic process. Gene Ontology annotation, cellular component: peroxisome.